AUGUGGAAUGUUUUGAUAAUUACUUUAGUGCCGCCUGCUGGAGGUCAGAGCAAUAUCCAAUUUGGUGAAGUGCCUGUGAUCAAGACAGCAAGGAAGAUACAUAACCAGAAAUUUGCUGAGCUGACUGGCAAUGACAUCUUCAAAGGCGAUGUUCCUCGAGGGUGUUCUGAAAAGCCUCUGAGCAUGGCUAAGCUCAAGGAAAUGAGUGGCAGUAAUAUAUUUGCUGAUGAAAAGGUGGAAUCCAAAGACUAUUUGGGUGGCAUCCGCAAGCCCCCAGGUGGUGAGAGCAGCAUUGCCUUGGUUUAG
Ilex paraguariensis (yerba mate) is the source of this 306-nucleotide messenger RNA. NCBI's taxonomy places the organism in Eukaryota, Viridiplantae, Streptophyta, Magnoliopsida, Aquifoliales, Aquifoliaceae. The record is from the annotation of a GenBank genome assembly.